Messenger RNA from Trichoderma aggressivum f. europaeum, 531 nucleotides. RefSeq lists its product as uncharacterized. Lineage: Eukaryota; Fungi; Ascomycota; Sordariomycetes; Hypocreales; Hypocreaceae. The record is from RefSeq and is a predicted model, not a curated record. Bases 1 to 531 code for a protein of 176 amino acids. The transcript has a single exon.
AUGUCACAAAAAAUCAACUCCAAAAACCUGUCCUACAAUUCUUCUCUCCCGCCUUUCCUCGCAGCUCUCCGGGCCCAGGCAUCCGGUGCUUCAGGUCCGGACCCGAUCCUCUCAGCACAGCGUCGCAGUGGGAAGAAGCGAUCCAGCAGCGAAGAGGCGGAAGAUGCUCCGUUGGUUGUCGACGAAGAUGGAAACACGAUUGAGGACCUCAAAGUCAACAAAGACGGCACCGUGGAAGAAACGCCAAAUGAGGAAGCCGACAAAGGGGCCAAGGACGGAACUCUAGACGCAGAGCAGGACAAGGCGAAUAAAGGCGAAUCGGAACCAGCCAAGGCUUCGAUAGGAGGAAGGAAACGCAAGGUCGGCAAAGUGAUUGGCGAAGAUGCUCACGAUGAAGUUGCCAAGCCUUCUACGGAGAAGAAGACUGAGGCUGCGAAGAAAGGCGCAGAUGAUGCCGAGCAGGCUACCAACCGCAAGACCAAGAAGAAGGCAAAGAAGAUUAAGCUGAGCUUUGACGAGGAAGAGGGCUGA